This is a messenger RNA of Ipomoea triloba (trilobed morning glory), 1131 nucleotides long. RefSeq lists its product as uncharacterized. The coding region runs from base 1 to 1131 and encodes 376 amino acids. The transcript has a single exon. Gene Ontology annotation, molecular function: nucleic acid binding; zinc ion binding. The record is from RefSeq and is a predicted model, not a curated record. Lineage: Eukaryota; Viridiplantae; Streptophyta; Magnoliopsida; Solanales; Convolvulaceae.
AUGACGGAAUCUCUCUCUGAGGCGGCAUCACCAACGGCGAUCGAGCGGUCGCCGGAGGACCAAGAUCUUCUGGAACGCAAUACCAAGAAGACGAAGAGAGGAAGGGAGUACACAGCAUCUUCCUCGUCGAUGCCGGCGGAGGACCAAAUAAAAGAAACGCCAACGAAAGCGGAGGCAAGGACCCCUGAGUCGAACCAGUGGAAAACUCCGGCGGAGACUCCACACAAUGUGUGGGCAACCAAGGAACCCCAUCCCCAGGCGGAGGAGAUAGUGCCAGAGGACGAUACUAUGGACAAUGGUAGCUUCAAAUCGGAUUUCCCGAUCAUUACGGUAACCAAAGCGGAGAAAGAGAGACUAAGACGGCCAUGGCGACGGUCGCUUAUCAUCAGAGUCUUGGGCAGAAAGGUGAAUUAUUCUUAUCUUCAACAAAGAUUACAGCGCAUGUGGAAGCUUGAGGGUGUCUUCGACCUAAUCGCGAUUAGCCAUGACUACUACAUAGCGAAAUUUGAAUCGCUCAAAGAUUACGAGUUUGCUAAAUUCGAGGGUCCUUGGAUGAUUUUGGAUCACUAUCUUGUGGUUCAAGAAUGGGAGCCGAACUUCAGUCCAUGGAAGAACAAGACCAGGAAGCUUUUGGUAUGGGUGAGGUUCCCGAAAUUACCGAUUGAGUACUUCGAUGAAGAGUUCUUGAAGAAGAUUGGACUCUCGAUCGAUCGUCCCGUCAAAAUCGAUACUACAACGAGUCUCACCUCCAAAGGGAAUUUCGCAAGAAUCUGUAUUGAAAUUGAUAUAACUAAGCCCCUGUUGUCAAAGUUCGUUCUAAACAUGGAGGAAUGGCCAAUAGAGUACGAAGGAAUUCACCUUGUGUGCUUCAAGUGUGGGAAAUAUGGUCACCGCUAUGAGCAAUGCGGCUUGGAGGGGCCGGAAAACAUGGAAUCAGAUUUCAACCAGAAAACCCGCCCUAUUCCGGCGGCGACGAACAGUAACGCAACCGGACAAGGUGGGUCCGAAGUACGGUGCCUGGAUGCUAGUGAGCCGAAGAGACCGGAGGAAUCAGACCAGGAGGCCGAAUUAUCCGAGGGAGGAAGCUCCGGUCGACAGAGGACAAGCCCCACGCAAGAAGGCCGGAUUUAA